UCCCCUUAAAAACUAGCACAAACCCCAUCACCAUUCUUCUCAGACAAAAAGCACCAAACCAAACAUUCAAAACUCUCUUUUCUUUCACUGCAAAACUCUCAUCAAAACAAAAGACAUGUCAAAGGAAGUGAUUGAAGAAGGACAAACACAUCACCAUGGAAAAGACUAUGUUGACCCUCCACCAGCACCACUUCUUGAUAUGGCUGAGUUAACUAAAUGGUCUUUUUACAGAGCACUUAUAGCUGAGUUCAUAGCUACACUUCUCUUCCUUUAUGUUACUGUUGCGACUGUUAUUGGACACAAGAAACUUAAUGGUGUCAACCCAUGUGAUGGUGUUGGUAUUCUUGGAAUUGCAUGGGCUUUUGGUGGCAUGAUUUUUGUUCUUGUUUACUGUACUGCUGGCAUUUCUGGUGGUCACAUUAACCCUGCAGUGACAUUUGGGUUAUUCUUGGCAAGGAAAGUGUCAUUGAUAAGAGCAAUUGCAUACAUAAUAGCACAAUCACUUGGUGCUAUUUGUGGUGUUGGUUUUGUGAAGGCAUUCAUGAAGCAUGACUACAACAUAGAAGGUGGUGGUGGUAACUUUGUGGCACCUGGUUACAACAAGGGCACUGCUUUGGGUGCUGAGAUUAUUGGAACUUUUGUGCUUGUUUACACUGUUUUCUCUGCUACUGACCCUAAGAGAAGUGCUCGUGACUCUCAUGUCCCUGUUUUGGCUCCUCUGCCAAUUGGAUUUGCUGUUUUCAUGGUUCAUUUGGCCACCAUCCCCAUUACUGGAACUGGCAUCAACCCUGCUAGAAGCUUUGGUGCUGCUGUCAUUAUCAACAGGAAAAACAUCUGGGAUGACCAAUGGAUCUUUUGGGUUGGACCAAUGGUGGGAGCAAUGGCAGCGGCGAUAUACCAUCAGUUUGUAUUGAGAGCUGGAGCUGUUAAAGCUUUGGGAUCUUUCAGAAGCAACCCAAGCAACUAAGCAAGUUAUUCACCACCCUCAUAACCAGAGAAGAGAAGAAGAGAAUUGCAUUCACAAGUUCAAAUUUUUCUUGUUUAAUUGUUUGAUUUGUGUAUGAGGAUUAAUGUAUGAACUUUUUUUUUUUUUUUGUUCCUUUGGUACAGUUUCGUAUUUAAUAUAAGCGUUGGAUGUGUAUUUAUUUGGU
Messenger RNA from Lycium ferocissimum, 1151 nucleotides. RefSeq names its product aquaporin PIP2-7-like. NCBI's taxonomy places the organism in Eukaryota, Viridiplantae, Streptophyta, Magnoliopsida, Solanales, Solanaceae. Gene Ontology annotation, cellular component: plasma membrane. The coding region runs from base 116 to 967 and encodes 283 amino acids. The record is from RefSeq and is a predicted model, not a curated record. Gene Ontology annotation, biological process: transmembrane transport. Gene Ontology annotation, molecular function: water channel activity. The transcript is spliced from 4 exons.